This is a messenger RNA of Arachis ipaensis, 774 nucleotides long. The record is from RefSeq and is a predicted model, not a curated record. NCBI's taxonomy places the organism in Eukaryota, Viridiplantae, Streptophyta, Magnoliopsida, Fabales, Fabaceae.
AUGGAAGGUUCCGUUGCUCUACUCAAGACGUCCCCGGUUAGGGUGGGUGGCCAAGUUGAUGAAGAUAGAGUCUACUUUCAUCGGAUGUUUUGGACAUUCCCUCCGUGUAUUGAGGCAUUCCGCCACUGUAAGCCGCUCGUUAGCAUCGAUGGAACACACCUCUAUGGCAAGUAUGGCGGGACAUUGUUGUUGGCGAUCGCUCAGGAUGGUAACUCGAAUAUUUUGCCUGUUGCGUUUGCACUCGUGGAGGGGGAGAAUGCAGAGUCUUGGUCGUACUUUCUUUCGAACCUUAGAAGGCAUGUCACUCCACAGGAAGGUAUUCUCGUGAUAUCUGAUAGACACAACGGCAUCAAGGCUGCACUAGAGUCUCCCGAUAGUGGUUGGCAACCUCCACAUGCUUAUCGGGCAUUUUGUAUUCGGCAUGUUGCUGCAAAUUUUGCCCUCACUUUCAAGGGACAGGAUGAGAGGAGGUGGCUGGUGAAUGCCGCGUAUGCGAAGACAGAAGCAGAAUUCGACUAUUGGUUUGAUAUAAUGAGGACGGAGAACCCGGCCAUGUGCAACUGGGCAAACAGAAUGGAGUAUGAGAGGUGGACACAACACAAGGAUGGGGGGAGAAGAUAUGGUCACAUGACCACCAACAUUUCUGAGUGUGUGAACUCUGUCUUGAAGAUAUGGUCUAGACCAAUCGCUGACUGGGGGGUUCCCCCCAUGGUGAACCACGUAUCCAACGGGCUACCUGCAGGCACGUUCAAAUCUACCACAUACUCACCCUGA